ACAUUAAAAGUGUGUAAAAAUCCCAGUUAUCUCUUUCAGACAUUGAAGAAAAUUAAUCGAGUUUUCGAAGAAUAAGUAGCAAAUAUCUAUCUAUUGUUUAAGCCAAAGAUAAUGUAACUGAUGGAAUGCACAAUGACCAGAAUAACGUAUCGAUCAAGGUACAUAAUCGAGCUCAAUUGUACAAUUCUACAAGCUUACAUAGCUAGAACUAAACAUCGUGUACCUUGGCAGAAUUAUAUUUAACAAAAAUUCCUUGCAGCUUAUCUUAUUUGUCUAAAUUUGGGUGCACCUCUUUCUGUCCUGUUAUAUAAAGAUAUUUCCCUGACGUUUCAUAAAUUGCACAAUCUCAGUAAAGAUUCGACUGCAUGCUCUCGGCCAGCGCUGAGGACUGUUUACACGUUGAGCUGUACUUACGUUUUUGACUCUAUCAUCCUCCACUGGUCUUGUGUGUUGUCGUCGAAAGAAAGCACUUGUAAUUUUGCAAAAUUUCACCCGUGUAUUGCUGGAAAUAGGAGGGCACAGACACCGAAUGGUGCACUUGAUGACCCCUGGGCCGGCCAUGUUGGAAGUGUUCUCCGUCCCGUCCCCUCGAUCGAAUGUAACGCCUCGGAAGGCCUGGGCACUAAAAACGUUUCCAAUAUGUCGGAUGAGUCUUAGUUGAACUUCGAUAAAAGCAAAGCGCACUUUUUUGCCGAUAUUUGUGCUUGAUUCUGCGAGUAAAGGGAGCCAUGGCGUCUUCAGAAGCAAGUGCUACUAAGAACAGAGUUCCAAAAGUUGCAAAGGUCAAAAAUAAGGCACCUGCUCCCGUUCAGAUCACAGCUGAACAGCUCUUGAGGGAAGCCAAGGAAAGACAGUUGGAAUUAGUACCUGCACCUCCUAAACAAAAGAUUAGCGAUCCUGAUGAACUUCAAGAAUACAAACUUCGCAAAAGAAAGGCUUUUGAGGACAACCUUCGUAAAAACAGAUCGGUGAUUAGCAACUGGUUAAAAUAUGCUCAGUGGGAAGAAAGUCAAAGGGAAAUUCAAAGGUACAGAUGUUUGUAACCCUAAGUACUUGAUACAUGAAAGUUACUUAAUAUUUUACUUAAACUGACUUUGCUUAAUAUGUCAUANCCUUCAUCCUCUCUAGCAGCAAAUAUACAUGUAUACAGUAGCUCGAUACAUGUACUUGCAAACACACAGCAAUGCACAAUGCCUUUUCUUUACAGGUACAAAUACACAUACAUGGAAGAGAUGCUAAGUAAUGUCGCAGGUGCGCGGCAAGUUUUUGAGCGGUGGAUGGAAUGGGAACCUGAUGAACAGGCGUGGCAUUCGUAUAUCAACAUGGAACUUAGAUACAAGGAGAUCGACAGAGCGAGGAGUAUAUAUGAGAGAUAUGUCAUGGUGCAUCCGGAGGUUAAAAACUGGGUGAAGUUUGCCAAAUUUGAGGAGCGUCAGUCAAAUAUAGGUACAGUAGAUGUGUAUGAAAGAGCCGUGGAGUUCUUUGGAGAGGAACAUGCAGACGAGAAACUGUUUCUUGCGUUUGGGAAAUUUGAAGAAAACUGCAAGGAGCAUGAUCGUGUUAGGGUGAUUUUUCAAUAUGCUCUGCAAAUUUUACCGAAAGAGGAAUGCCAAGAGUUGUACAAGGCUUACACUCAACACGAGAAAAAGUACGGUGACAAAGGAGGAAUCGAGGAUGUGAUCGUCAGCAAAAGAAAGUUCCAAUAUGAAGAGGAAGUCAAGACGAACCCAAAUAAUUAUGACGCGUGGUUCGACUACCUCCGCUUGAUGGAAAGUGAAUCGGACCCAGACUCCGUGAGGGAGGUGUACGAGCGAGCGAUAGCUAAUGUGCCACCCGCUGAGGAAAAGCGAUUGUGGAGACGGUACAUCUACUUGUGGAUUAACUAUGCGUUGUAUGAAGAGCUUAUUGCAAAGGACGAACACGGCGACGACAGUGCACAAGAGAAAAUUAAGAAAAAGAUGCCUCGACGAGUCAAGAAGAGAAGAAAAGUGCAAACGGACGACGGGUCGGACGCAGGCUGGGAAGAGUACUACGACUACAUCUUCCCUGACGAUGAAGCAAACAUGCCAAACUUUAAACUCCUCCAAAUGGCUCGAAAUUGGAAAAAACAAAAAGCACAAGAAUGAAUAUUUUCGUUACUUCGUCUCCUAGUUUCGCUUGCAGUACAAAUAGCACAAGUGAUGUACAGAAAUAGAAAUUAAUAUUACGAUUCUUUUUUUCUGUUGCCGGGCUACAAGGGGUUUUCUUCAAAAAAAUAAAUGUACGUUCUUCACAACGUAAUUGUAAAAUGCCACGAAUUCAUUCAUCUGACCUUAAAAUACAUCCUUAACAGCUUUCUUUUUCGAUGGUUCUUAUUGGGAAUUUUUUCCAGAGUUUAGUGAUGGUGUUGAGCGCGAAGUGGAAUACACGCUCACUAUGUGAUGUCAAAAACCAGGAGUCCAUGGGCUCCUGCAAAAACUGAUGACGUCACAAGGUACUGGGAGAGAAAACCUGGGCACUAGGUUGACAGAUCCAUUGGAUGCUUUCUAAACGGGCAAAAUCAGUAUUUGACUACACUUACUCGUUCUAUUGGUUUAUUGUUUAUAAAUCCAUUAUUAAAGUUAUAAUUUAUGUUCACAUCAGUGAAGUCGAAAGUGAUAAAACAAUGCAAGGUUUCAUCUAAGAUUUUGUACUACCUAAAAUAUACUUUGGGGUUAAGUUACCUAGCAAUUCAUCAUUAAAUAUCACUGUUUUUCAGAAACUGAAAUUACUUUUUCUUGAUCAUUAUACGCGCUUGGCGACCUUUUUUUUAUUUUUUAAAAGAACGAUGUUUCUUCACUCUGACUACUGUAAUUAUCAUUUUUAAUUUGAAUAAUUAGUUCUUUAGAAAUAACGUUUUUUU
Orbicella faveolata is the source of this 2881-nucleotide messenger RNA. Its product is annotated as crooked neck-like protein 1. The record is from RefSeq and is a predicted model, not a curated record. Gene Ontology annotation, cellular component: Prp19 complex; precatalytic spliceosome; post-mRNA release spliceosomal complex. Gene Ontology annotation, biological process: spliceosomal complex assembly; mRNA splicing, via spliceosome. Lineage: Eukaryota; Metazoa; Cnidaria; Anthozoa; Scleractinia; Merulinidae. Gene Ontology annotation, molecular function: protein binding.